Rhagoletis pomonella (apple maggot) is the source of this 1332-nucleotide messenger RNA. RefSeq names its product atypical protein kinase C-like. The transcript has 4 exons. Gene Ontology annotation, molecular function: protein binding. The coding region runs from base 248 to 571 and encodes 107 amino acids. The record is from RefSeq and is a predicted model, not a curated record. Lineage: Eukaryota; Metazoa; Arthropoda; Insecta; Diptera; Tephritidae.
AGCUUUCAUCGUUUUAAAUUUGUGAAUGGAAAAAGAAGAGAAAAGAAUUGCAAACCAAUUAGGCAGUGGCAAAUGUUAGAUAUAGGAGUGGACGAGGUGUGAAGAAAGCUACUGUUCAUUCGAACUUACUCUUUUAAUAAUAACAUCCACAAUCGAAAGUGUGAUAAACUUUUACGUGAAAAAAGUUUAGUGCCUUCAACGCUUUACAUAUUGACAUAUAAAAAAAUUACUCAUUCUCAAAGCACAAAUGCAGAAAAUGCCUUCUCAAAUCAUUCCGGACGGCACAAACGCCAACAGUGCCACCAAUGAAAUCAAAGUGAAAACGGCCUACAAUGGCGAAAUAAUGAUAACCUACAUAGAGGAAAAUAUUACUUAUGAGAAUCUAUGCCAUGAGAUACGCGGCAUAUGCCGUUUUCCAUCUGAUCAGCCUUUCACCAUUAAAUGGGUGGACGAAGAGAAUGAUCCUUGUACUAUAACUACGCAAAUGGAAUUGGACGAGGCCAUACGCUUGUAUGAAAUCAAUCGUGACUCCGAACUGGUUAUACAUGGACAGCGACAGGAUGCCUUCUGAUGUCGCCGCAAAAUCACCUGCACGACGAAGCCGAUAUGCUCCCUAUUAUGGAGCAUAACACAAUGCUCUGCAGGCAGUUUCUAGUUGGGAGCCACAAAUAGACAAAUGAUCGCUGAUGAGCCCUCGCCAAGGCACGUCAGGAAGCAUCUCUACGAACUAACGGACAAAGUCCCGAGAUUCAUCAAGCAGCCUCUGGUUCCGUCAGCUUACCGACAGGUCUUUACCGACGGCAUUUACAGAGAGGCAGUCUUCGAGUUAUAUGGACUCUCGGCAUAUGGACAUACCUCAUCGAGGCUGCAUGCUUCCUGGGUCUACCGCUAGUAGAGCUUGACGACAACGAUUGUGGGACUAACCGAUUUGGGCGGGGUUUUUGUAGCCGCUGCAACAAAAAAAACAACUAAACAUUUUAUUCGAUAUACUUACGUACAUUAUUGUAAUGAGCCUAUGUGUUACUAUAAAAUCUUUCGGUUUAAUAUAUCUUUUAUUGCGUGCUAUUGCAAGUUGUUCAAAAGGACGAAAAAAAUAGAUCACGCUCGGCCCACAGUGAUAUUUGGUCCCAAAUUCGUGCCUAUAAAUCCAAAUAUAAGGUAUCGACUAUUCUCUUGGGUUGGCUAAAAUGAUGUUUCAGCUAUGGAAAUAUGUCCAAGCCAGGUCCCGACCGUUGCAUCUGUUCCUAUGAUUAGUGUGAAAAUGUUAGUUGACGCAGCGCUCUGAAAAGUAAAAAUUGAAUGCUAAAGUUUAAAAGAACGCCAAAAGCCAUA